GGCGUAUAGCUGGAUGACUAUUAAUGCAGCACUUCUUCAAGGAGCACAUUUUUACUAUCUCCACCGCUAACGUCUUAUGUUGGAUGAAAAAACAAGCCUGUAAAGUCUACACCUAACAGAGUCUAUUCAUCAGUGCAUUAUGCCUGAUGAAAUGGCAAGGCCUUUAAUCCAAGGAGGAGGCUCCAGACAUCUUGAAGCCUCCAUGUCUGAAGCAGGCGCUCCAGUUGUUGGCAUCCUGGGUACAGGCGACUUCUCCCGUUCGCUGGCGAGAAGGCUGGUGGCCUCCGGCUACCAAGUGGUGGUGGGGAGUCGAAACCCCAAACGCUCUGUGGCUUUGUUCCCUGAAGAGGCCGAGGUGACGUCCCAGAUGGAGGCAGCCAGCCAGGCAGACCUUGUCUUUGUCGCUGUGUUCCCGGAGCACCACUCCACGCUGGUGGAGUUGAAGCCGGCACUAGCUGGAAAGACGCUGGUGGAUGUCAGCAACGGUCUGAGAAUCAACCGCGAUGGGCCUUCGCACGCCGAGCAGCUGGCCGACUUGUUUCCAGAGAGCACUGUCGUCAAAGGGUUUAACACCAUAUCAGCCUGGACCCUCCAGAGGGGGCCUCGGGAUGGAAGCAGGCAGAUUUUCCUGUGCAGUAACAGCAGCAAGGCCAAGAGCUUGGUGAUGCAACUCUGUCGUAGAAUGGGCUUUGUCCCUGUCGACAUGGGCCUCCUCUCCUCUUCUCUGGAGAUCGAAAACCUCCCCCUCUUUCUAUUUCCCUCCUGGCGCCUCCCAGUCCUCUGCACUCUGACCCUGUUCCUCUUCUUCUACGUGUACAACUUCCUCCGCGACGUCCUGCAGCCCUACGUCAAAGCAAAGAAGAGCGUUUUCUACAAAAUGCCUAUCGAGAUGGUCAAUGUCACGCUUCCCUCCGUGGCCUUGGUGAUGCUCUCUCUGGUCUAUCUGCCUGGUUUGUGCGCCGCUUUCCUCCAGCUGUGGUGGGGCACAAAGUACAAUCGCUUCUCAAACUGGCUGGACCGGUGGCUGACCAGCAGAAAGCAGUUUGGGCUGUGUAGCUUCCUGUGUGCGGGUCUUCACGCCAUCUAUAGUCUGUGUCUCCCCAUGAGGAAGUCUGCCCGCUACAAACUGCUCCUGGCUUUUAAACAGAUGGAGGAGGGGGGGGCGGAGGACUUGUGGAAUGACGAGGAGGUGUGGAGGAUGGAGCUGUACCUCUCAGUGGGCAUCAUGGCCCUCGGGCUGCUCUCUCUGCUGGCUGUCACCUCGCUGCCUUCAGUGGCCAACGCUGUCAACUGGAGAGAGUUCAGCUUUAUACAGUCCACACUGGGUUACUGUGCCUUGUCCAUGGCCACCCUCCACACACUCCUCUUUGGCUGGAACCGUGCCUUUGAUUCAGCCCAGUACCACUUCAACCUGCCGCCCACCUUCAUACUGGUCCUGAUUAUUCCCCUGGCGGUUCUGCUGGGCCGCCUGACUCUCUUCCUGCCCUGCAUGGCCCGGCGGCUUGCACAGAUCCGCCGUGGCUGGGAGAAGAGCCGACACAUCCGCUUCACUCUGCCGGACGACGACUGCCGCAACGGGCUGGAGGAUGUCAGUAAUGUGUGAGAAACACACUGUAAAGUGUGUGUGUGUGUGUGUGUGUGUGUGUGUGAAGAGCCAGACAAAAAAGGUGUAAAGCAGAGCUCAUAUGUGCAUGCACAUAUGAGAUAAAUGAUUUAUAGACUCUUGGAAUGUAUCGAAGGCUCAUCUCUGAGAGAUUUCAGAGGUGUAUGUGAGCCUCUUUUCAACAAAUCAGCUGGUAGUUUCUCAGAGAUGUUUGACCAGUAGAGCUAUAGUCGUCGACCUUAUUGCACUAUGCAUCGUCACUAAUGAGUAUUUAGUUGCUCCUUAUGCUUUUGACUUUAAUUUAUUGUUAUCUGUUUCUCUUUUUGAAGCUUCAACCCAGAGCUGAGGACGAACACUAUUCACUUCUGGUAUAAUUUAUGCAAAACUGUCACUGUUACACUUCUAAUGAACCUGCUGAAUUUUGCAUAAGUUCAUAACUGAGUCUUUGAAAUAAGAUUUCUUCGCUCUCAUCAGCAGAGGUAGACGUACCCUUCCUCUUGGCUUGUGCAUUCCUGUCAGUUGAAGGUUUUCAUUUUUAUAUAGUCUCUUCUUGCACUUAAAGAUGGCUGCUCAGAUUAUUGUCAGCCAGCCUGCGACAUUUUGUCCACAUGCUAAAAUGGCAACAGACAUGGUUUUGUGUUGUUUUUGCUGUCACUGAUGAAACUCCAGUGUUUCUUCUUCUUUUGUUUUACAUUUUAUUUUGCAACACUUUGAAAAUUUAAUGUGCCGUCACAUUAAUUCAAACUAAAAGCAACUGUAUGAAAAUUAUUGGGCUGGUGAGGGAGGUGAAACUUAUCUUAAAAAAGACCCUCCCCAGUAUUAUAUAUAUUUUCUUUGGACUUUUCGGUGAAGAUUCUCAGUCAUCCAGGUCAUGGUAAUCGUAAGUGCUAUAUCGUAGGCAACUGGA
This is a messenger RNA of Epinephelus lanceolatus (giant grouper), 2510 nucleotides long. The record is from RefSeq and is a predicted model, not a curated record. Lineage: Eukaryota; Metazoa; Chordata; Actinopteri; Perciformes; Serranidae.